Porites evermanni is the source of this 786-nucleotide messenger RNA. The record is from the annotation of a GenBank genome assembly. NCBI's taxonomy places the organism in Eukaryota, Metazoa, Cnidaria, Anthozoa, Scleractinia, Poritidae.
AUGAAGAAAAAACACUCACCAAACAAAACAUUGCAGGAAAACCAGGUUCCAAAAACUCAAAGAGGUAGUCUUGAAGCAAUUAAUCUUAACAGGCCGGGUCUCGAUCCAGCUAUUGUGGCUCUACGAAAGGUUUCAAACGUGGACAGACCGCCCACUCCGUACAGUGAAGGAGAAAAUGGCAGAGCAAGCGAACAAGUGCUUGGACCUGUCUUUGUGCCAAACAAAUUUAUGAAUGGUAGUCAAAGUUAUACGUCUUAUGCGAGAGCGAUGCCUUCUGCAUCGUGGCCUUCGAACCGCUCUCCUGGUAUCUCUAAACUCGAGGCGAAGCCGUCAAAUCUCUCCGAAGUUUACAGACCUUCAAAAGGUGACGUUACAUUGAGUAGCUUUCCGGUGGUCGAUAAAAGGCCUUCUGUAAAGCUCUCUAAUGAAGAAUUAAAGACAACAAGACGAGCUUCGUUCCUUCCCAAGAUCGAUGGUAAUUCGAAGACGAAUUCUGGCUCUUUUUCAAGCAUUGUUUGCGACUGUAGCCUAAAAAGAAGCCCGCAUGCACAGACAAGUUCACCCGCAAUUAAACUCCCUCCAGCGAAGACCCGCAACGGGAAUAUCACUUGUUCAAGAGAAAAGAAUUCCCCUUUAGAGAAGAAUUCACCGAAAAACAGUUCACCCGAGGAUGCUCAAGCAAUUACUGGACUUGUUCCCAAACCACCAAGUGUUUCUUGCAGCAAAGAGAAAAGCGUACGUCGUAAAACGAAGCGACGAAAAGAUGAGGAAGGACACAUUUCAUGA